UAAAUAGCACACACACACUCUGUGUAAGCACGCACAAUCAAAAAGCUAUCUCUCGCCUAUACGUAUACACAAUCGUAUAAAUCGGGGUUUCUAGGGUUUCUUUCAAUGGCAGAGGAGAAGGCUAUGCGAUCCAAGGGCGUCGUCACCAAAUUCAACGAUCAGAAGGGCUACGGAUUCAUCCAGCCCGAGGAAGGAGGCGAAGAUCUGUUCGUCCACCAAACCGCCAUCAAAUCUGACGGCUACCGCUCCCUCCGCGAGGGCCAGGAGGUCGAGUUCACCAUCAUUCUAGAUGGCGAUAAGACCAAGGCUGCUGAUGUCACUGCUCCAGGAGGAGGCCCCGUCGACACCACUUCUCGGAGGGGGAAUAACACCAACAGCCGCGGCGGAGGCUUCGGAUACGGAGAUCGGAGGAACGACGGCAACGGAUACGGUUAUCGGAGCGGCGGAGGCGGUGGAGGAGGCGGUGAGUGCUUUAAUUGUGGCGAGGUUGGGCAUAUGGCUAGGGAUUGCUCUAAUGGAGGCGGAGGCGGAGGUGUAGGCGGUGGAAGCGGUGGAGGAUGCUACAGCUGUGGAGGAAUUGGGCAUAUGGCGAGGGAAUGUCCUAGUGGCAAUCGCGGCGGUGGUGGAGGUGGCGGUGGUGCUUGCUUCACCUGCGGGGAGCCAGGUCAUAUGUCGAGGGAUUGUGUGCGUGGCGGAGGCGGUGGUGGCCGCGGUGGUGGUGGUGGUGGUGAUUGUUUCAACUGCGGGGAACCUGGUCAUAUGGCGAGGGAUUGUGUGCGUGGAGGCAGCGGGGGUGGACGCGGUGGUGGUGGCUACAGCCGUGGAGGUGGCGGCGGUGGUGGUUUUGGCAGGUUUAGCGGAGGAGGUGGUGGUGGAGGCAACUGUUUCAGCUGCGGUGAGUCUGGACACUUCGCAAGGGAAUGCAAAAGCGCCUCGUGAAUAAGUCGGCUUCUAUUAUUCUCUCUUUUUUGGUUCAGUUGAUGCUAUUUUUGCUUUGCGGAUGGUUUAAUUAUGCUGUUAUUAUGGUUUUUGCUCUAUGUUUGGCGGGUAUUAUACCUAUAGAAUGAUGCUCCUAUAUUGUUAUGGAAUGGUUUUUUGCUACAA
Salvia hispanica is the source of this 1104-nucleotide messenger RNA. RefSeq lists its product as uncharacterized. Gene Ontology annotation, molecular function: zinc ion binding; nucleic acid binding. The record is from RefSeq and is a predicted model, not a curated record. NCBI's taxonomy places the organism in Eukaryota, Viridiplantae, Streptophyta, Magnoliopsida, Lamiales, Lamiaceae.